AUGCGACCCUGUGACCUCUCCUACAUGCCGAAUUGCUAUGGCCUAAGCGACGCCGGUAAAGCUUUUGAUCUCCACACGGAGAGCGCGGAAUACGAUGGUGUCACAAAGGAGGCUAUCGCCAAGGGCCGGCCCUUUGUCCUCAGGACUGGGGGCUGGAUCGCAGUGGCAAGGAGGCUUGUUUCCGAAGGCGCAGUCCGCGCGUUGAUCUUGAAAACCGGGGUCCAGGCGGAUUAG
This is a messenger RNA of Gaeumannomyces tritici R3-111a-1, 234 nucleotides long. RefSeq lists its product as hypothetical. NCBI's taxonomy places the organism in Eukaryota, Fungi, Ascomycota, Sordariomycetes, Magnaporthales, Magnaporthaceae. The transcript has a single exon. The record is from RefSeq and is a predicted model, not a curated record. Bases 1 to 234 code for a protein of 77 amino acids.